CCUGUCCUCCUCCUCCUCCUCCUCCUCCCUCCCCUCUCCGCUGCUGCUCCUGCACCAGGAAGCUGCCUAGAUCUAGCCCUGGGAGCGGCCUGACCCGGUGCAGCCCCGGAUUGAGGAUGAAAGGCCCCGGGGCGGGCUGCAGCUGCCAGGCUGUGUCCUAGGAGCGCCCCCGAAGAGCCCCCCGGAUGGCGACCCCGGCCCCGGCCUCGGUCUCAGACACCCGGGCCCUGGUGGCGGACUUUGUGGGCUACAAGCUGCGGCAGAAGGGCUUCGCCUGCGGGGCCGGGCCCGGGGAGGGCCCCCCGGCCCAGCCCCUGCACCGGGCCAUGCGGGCCGCCGGGGACGAGUUCGAGUCACGCUUCCGGCGGGCCUUCUCGGACUUGGCGUCCCAGCUGCACGUGACGCCCGGCUCGGCCCAGCAGCGCUUCACCCAGGUGUCGGACGAGCUCUUCCAGGGGGGGCCCAACUGGGGCCGGCUGGUGGCCUUCUUCGUGUUCGGGGCCGCGCUCUGCGCCGAGAGCGUCAACAAGGAGAUGGAGCCCCUGGUGGGGCAGGUGCAGGACUGGAUGGUGGCCUACCUGGACACCCAGCUGGCCGACUGGAUCCGCAGCAGCGGGGGCUGGGAGCUGGAGGCGAUCAAGGCCCGAGUGCGGGAGAUGGAAGAGGAGGCCGAGAAGCUGAAGGAGCUGCAGAAUGAAGUGGAGAAACAGAUGAACAUGAGUCCGCCCCCGGGCAACGCUGGCCCGGUAAUCAUGUCGAUUGAGGAGAAGAUGGAGGCAGAUGCGCGCUCCAUCUACGUGGGCAAUGUGGACUACGGCGCGACCGCGGAGGAGCUGGAAGCCCAUUUUCACGGCUGCGGCUCGGUCAACCGGGUCACCAUCCUCUGCGACAAGUUCAGCGGACAUCCCAAGGGGUUCGCGUACAUUGAAUUUUCCGACAAAGAAUCAGUGAGGACGUCCAUGGCCUUAGACGAGUCUCUCUUCAGAGGACGACAGAUCAAGGUGAUACCGAAACGGACCAACCGGCCGGGGAUCAGCACUACAGCGGGGUUCCCCCGUGCCCGCUUCCGGGCCCGAGCCACCAACUACAGCAGCUCCCGCGCCCGCUUCUACAGCGGCUUCAACAGCAGGCCCCGGGGUCGCGUCUACAGGGGCCGGGCUAGAGCGACGUCAUGGUAUUCCCCUUACUAAAAAAAAAAGUGUGUAUUAGGAGGAGAGGAAAAAAAAAUAAAUAAGUAAAAAAAAGAAUUAAAAAAAAAAAAAGAGGAAAAAAGAAGAUGACCUUGAUGGAAAAAAAAUAUUUAAAAAAAAAAAAAAGAAAAAAGAGAGCGAUACUGUGGAAGGGGGGAAAAUCCCAUAACUAACUCUGCUGAGGAGGGACCUGCUACUGGUGGGGAGCGGGGGGUGCCCGGGGAGCGGGGCAGGGGCGGCUCCCUCUCUGGGGCUUCUCCACGGACGCGUUUCGACUGCAAGCCGCUUCCCGCCCCCCUCCGCCUCCCUCUCCCCAUCCCUCCCUCCCCCCCACCCCCGACCCGGCGGGGGCUGCUCAGGGUGGUGAGGGCAGAGGCCAGGGGGAGGGGGCCGUGGCCCAGGGCUCUGGAAGGACACCAAAUUGUUCUGCUUGUUACCCCCCCCCCCCAUCUCUUCCUUCUUCUCCCCUCCGCCCCCUUCCCCUCCCUCCUCCUGCUCCUGCCUGCCUCCCCCCCACCCCCGGCCAGGCCCCCCUCUCGUCUGUUCCACCCGCGGCUCCCUGCCCCACGCCCAAAGAUUCCUUGGUGAUCGAUUUUGUUUCCGUUUUGUGUUUCUGUUUCUGUUUC
Messenger RNA from Ornithorhynchus anatinus (platypus), 1816 nucleotides. Its product is annotated as polyadenylate-binding protein 2. Gene Ontology annotation, molecular function: RNA binding; protein homodimerization activity; protein heterodimerization activity. Gene Ontology annotation, biological process: negative regulation of intrinsic apoptotic signaling pathway; intrinsic apoptotic signaling pathway in response to DNA damage; extrinsic apoptotic signaling pathway in absence of ligand. The record is from RefSeq and is a predicted model, not a curated record. Gene Ontology annotation, cellular component: mitochondrial outer membrane. NCBI's taxonomy places the organism in Eukaryota, Metazoa, Chordata, Mammalia, Monotremata, Ornithorhynchidae.